AUGACUGCUAGACUUGUGACUGCUUGGUGGGCAACUGUCUUUGAUUGGUUUGACCGUCACCGUCCGCCUACUUUUGACGGAACUUCUGAUCCUGUUGUGCUAGAAGGGUGGAUAAGGGAGAUGGAGAAGCAAUUUGAUGCUACUGGAUGCCCUCCUGCUGAAAUGGUGUCUAUUGGUACCUAUUAUCUGAAGAUAGAAGUUGAUAACUCGUGGAGGACUGUUCGUGCAAGCUGCAUGGCUACACCGGGAUUUGGAUGGGAUGAGUUUCGUGUUAAGUUGAAGGCGAGGUUUUAUCCUGAUGAGCUCCGUUGGCAGAAGCAGGAAGAGCUCUUAACUCUGUCUUAUGGUACUCUGAGUGUGCAGGAGUACACUGAUAAGUUCACCGAGCUAUCCCGGUUUGCUACCACAGUUGUACCUACCGAAGCUGAGCGGGUAAAAAGAUACAUCAAGAAAAUGGAUCCUAGGGUGAGGACCCAUGUUCUGAGUUCGGGUGCUUCGACUUUCCAGGGAGCCUAUGAGAUAGCUCUGAGUAUUCACGCCUCUUUGAAAGAGGCGGAUUCUGCUAAGGCUGCUGCUUCUAAGAAGCCUGCUGCUACCUAUGUUCAGUUCCCGGCCAAGAAGCCGAGGUAUGAGCCGUCUGGUCGAGGGGGUUAUCAAUUUGGUUCUGGAGCUGGUUAUUGUCCGAGUUUUGAUCCGAGCAAGUGUCGAAUCUGUGGUAAGGCUGCUCAUCCGGGGAAGAACUGUGAUAGAUCGACUGUCGUUUGUUUCUAUUGCAAGGAAGUGGGGCACAAGUCUUUACAGUGUUCUAAGAAUCCUAGAGCUCCGUCUUUUUCUGCUGGUCCUGCUAAACCAGUUAGUUCUUCUGCUCCUCGAAGAACAGGAUUUAUUUCCUUUGUUCGAAAAGCUAAUCUUUCCUCUAGAUCUCCUAUUAAGUCCCUAAUAUCUCUUCCGUCUGGUGAGAAUUAUCCCUGUCAUUCUGAGUUCAAGGGCGUGCCUGUCAGUAUUCAGGGUUCUAAGUUGUCAGCCGAUCUUAAGGAGUUUCCUAUGUUGGAGUUUGAUCUCGAGAGUAUUCCGGUAGUUCGGGAUUAUCCUGAUGUAUUUCCUGAAGAGUUGCCAGGUAUUCCUCCUGAAAGAGAUGUAGAGUUCUGCAUUGAUUUAGUAACGGGUACUGCUCCUAUAUCCAAGGCUCCGUAUAGAAUGGCACCGUCUGAAUUGCAAGAGUUGAAGACUCAAUUGCAAGAGUUGAUAGAUAAGGGCUUCAUAAGGCCUAGUGUUUCUCCUUGGGGUGCUCCUGUUCUGUUUGUCAAGAAGAAAGACGGGAGUAUGCGUCUGUGCAUCGAUUACCGUGAGCUUAAUAAGGAGGAUAUUCCGAAGACUGCUUUUCGCACCAGGUAUGGGCACUAUGAAUUUGAAGUGAUGCCUUUUGGUCUCACGAAUGCUCCUGCGAUUUUCAUGGAUCAAAUGAAUCGCUCUUUCCACGAGUACUUGGAUACUUGUGUGGUUGUGUUUAUCGAUGAUAUUCUCGUUUACUCUAAGGAUGAGAAGGAGCAUGAGAAGCAUUUGAGACUGGUGUUGGAUGUUCUGCACAAGCAAAAGUGGUUCGCAAAGCUAUCUAAGUGCGUGUUCUGGCUGAAGGAAGUUGAUUUUCUAGGGCAUGUAAUCAACAAGGAAGGAGUCAAGGUGGAUCCCGCUAAAAUCAAGGCUGUUGUCGAGUGGGAGAGUCCAAAGAAUAUGAUCGAGAUUCGAGUUUUCUGGAUAGCUCAACCUCUGACUCGCUUAGCGCAAGGACUGCAAGUUCUCUGGUCUGAGGAUUGUGAAGGGGCAUUUCUGAAGUUGAAAAAGAGUUUGACCUCUGCUCCUGUUCUUACCCUGCCAUCCGAGGGCAUUGGGUAUGAAGUGUUCAGUGAUGCAUCGAAGAAUGGUAUGGGUUGUGUUUUGAUGCAGCAAGGGAAAAUAUGGCGACACUAUCUGUAUGGUGUUCCGUGUAAGGUGUAUACUGACCACAAGAGCCUGAAGUACAUCUUCACUCAGCGUGAUCUUAACAUGAGGCAGAGAAGGUGGCUUGAAUUGAUCAAGGAUUAUGAUAUGACCCUGUAUUACCAAGAGGGUAAGGCGAAUAAAGUAGCGGAUGCUCUGAGUCGCAAGAGUAAGCAUUCAUUAAACGCUGCUAUGGUGGUGUCGCGUGAAUUGUGUGAAGAGUUUCGCAGGCUUGAUAUCGAGGUUGUUCCUCAGGGUUAUGUGUCUGCUUUGUUGGGUUCCAUGAGUGCUGAGCCUGAGUUGUUUCAGGAGUUAAGAAGCAAGCAAAAAGGUGAUCUGAAGCUAGAGAAGAUCUGUGAAGCAAAGGUGCAAGCUCGUGCAGAGAAUUUUGAGAUUUUUGCUGAUGAUAGCUUGAGUUUAUGGGGCGUUGUGUGUGCCAAUGAUGGUGAGCUUAAGUGA
Molecule: messenger RNA, 2436 nt
Organism: Beta vulgaris subsp. vulgaris (sugar beet)
Lineage: Eukaryota; Viridiplantae; Streptophyta; Magnoliopsida; Caryophyllales; Amaranthaceae
Exons: 7
Coding region: 1-2436 (811 amino acids)
Molecular function (GO): zinc ion binding; nucleic acid binding
Source: RefSeq, a predicted model, not a curated record